AUGAAGAAUUCGACAAAAGACUCUGCAGAAAUCUAUGUGAACUGCCAGAAAGAUCAAACCCCUGCAAAAGAAGUUGCCCUUUUCUCAGAGAAGAGGCACCAGCCCGCAUACGAAGGCACUGUGUCCAAGAACUCCAUGCAGGAGUACUUGGCGCACUUUAAUGGCACCUCUGAAGCACUUAACAGCUGCAUAAAGACGCAGUCGGACCUGAACAACAACGACUCUGUUCCUCUAAUGAUCUCUGAGGAAAAGGGAGUGUUUGAGAUGGGCCAUCCCAAGCGCCUGGAAACACCAGCUCACAGUGGAGCCAAGCAUAUGCCUUCUUUCGCAGAGUCAAGUGACCACGCUUCCUAUGAAAUACUUGUGGAAGAAGCCCCGAAAAAAGUGCAUUUUCUCUCAUCGAACGCCGUGGACUUCUAUAAUGAGCCUCGCCAGUAUAGUAGGACCAGGCCGAAAAUACACAGCGUCCACAGCGAAGAAGGAGACUACUGCUGUAUUUUUCGCCUAAGAAUAGCCCGGUACCUUUACAACGACUUCUUUAGAUUUUGCGACAUUUCCGAUUUCAUAUACUUAUUUUCUAGUAUUGUCUUUCUUUUUCUUUUAACCGGGUGCUUAUACCUGCUCACCACGACUGUUAGAAAUGCCAGUCUCAUAUAA
Messenger RNA from Nematocida major, 657 nucleotides. RefSeq lists its product as uncharacterized. The record is from RefSeq and is a predicted model, not a curated record. Lineage: Eukaryota; Fungi; Microsporidia. The transcript has a single exon. The coding region runs from base 1 to 657 and encodes 218 amino acids.